AUGCAUUUUUCAUCUUCAUCCACCACAUCACCAUCGUCUCAAAAUCAAAUAUCAAAUACAACAAAUUCAAAUAAUAAUGUUUUAUUUGUUCCAUCCAAUACAUCAAAAAUGUCAUUUAUAAUUCCAAAUAAUAAUAAUAAUUCUAGUCAACAGCAAAUUGUUUCAUCAUCCAAUAUACUCUCAGCAACAUCGAAUAGUGGUAUGACAGCAUCUAUAAAUUUAAAUGGCAUUAAUACUCAAACGAAUUCAACUGCAAAUAUAUCGUUAUCAUCGUCUGGUCAAACAUCUCAAACGCGUUCACCAUUUCUUCAACGACCAGCAACAGAUCAACAACAACAACAACAACAACGUACAACACCAUCGCAAUCUUCUCAACAGAUUCCACAAGAAGAAUUCAUGAAAAUUCUUCGUGUACUUCAAGAUAAUAAUAUGACUGAAUCGAUUGAAACUCUAAAAAAAGAAUAUCAAUCAUUAUUUAACAAGACAACAUCUUCCAUUAGUGAACCUUAUUUUAAUGCACUUGAUGGUUACAUAGCCUAUGUACAAGAACAACCGGAUUCGAGUCGACAUGAAUUUGCUCAAUUAAUCUAUCCACUAUUUGUUCAUAUGUAUUUAGAUUUAGUCGAGAAAGAUCAUCUUGAAGAAGCUCAACGAUUUUUUAUGACCUAUGUUAAAAAUACACUUUUACAAGCAACAGUUUUUGCUUCACAUAAAGAUGAUCUUUUCCGUAUUAAAUCAUUAGUUUCCAAAGAACAAAUAGCACAAAGUGAAUAUGUAAAAUCAUUUCGUCAUAAUGGACGUUAUUGGAUUAAAUUAUGUAAUGCAUCACUUGAAUUACUCGAUCAAUUUUUAAUUAAACAACAAAAAUAUCCUUUAUUAACGAAAAUUGUUCAAGCUUAUUUUCAACUUGAAAUUAAUGAUGGUAGUGCACGUAAUGCUGAAACUCAACGUUUACUGAGUGGUGGUCGUCUUGGUGAAAUCAAAACUGAAGAUAAUACAAAUCGAAUGUAUUUUGGUUUACUGCGAGAUCAUGAUCUGACGCGGAUACUACAACAUAAAUCAAUUCUUGCGUCAUCAGCGGGUGGCGAUAAUGAAGAUGGUGCUGGUGAUGAUCAACCAUCAACAUCGAAAAAUCGAAAAAAACUUAAAAAAGAUUUUUUCAAUCAACGACAAAGUAAAGCUUCAUUAAAAGUUGAUCCAAAUGCGCCACAACUCACAAGAAUACCUAUUCCAGAACUGAGAGAACACGAACGAAUGGAUUUAAUUAAUACAUUUCAAGAAGACUACUCACGAAUGUUAAAAAUAACACCUGAUAAUUUACCAUCUUGUUGCUAUUAUACUUUGUUAAAUGGUUAUUUGGAAAUCAAUUGCCUUGAAAUAUCCGAAGAUUCAACACUACUUGCUGUUGGUGGUAAAAAUUCCAUUAUUUAUGUAUAUUCAUUAAAUCGUCAAAAAUUAUCAACCAUGAAACUUCCACAUGAACUCGAAAGAUUAGAUAAAUCAAAUGAACAUGUAUAUGAACAAAUGAUGACUAAUGAUGAUGAUAAUAAUAAUAAUAAAGAUGACCCAAGCAAUAAUGAUUCGGAUAUACUUCAUAAUCAACGUAUUCUAUGUGGUCACACAGGGCCGAUCUAUGGCUUAUCGAUGUCACGUGAGAAAUGGUUUCUACUUUCAUGCUCAGAAGAUUGUACUAUUCGUCUAUGGAGUUUAUUAACAUGGACAUGCUUAAUUACGUUUCGUGGUCAUACUCAACCUGUAUUCGAUGUUCAAUUUGGUCCGUUCGGACAUUAUUUUGCUUCAUGUUCACUUGAUAAAACAGCACGUUUAUGGUGUAUUGAACAUGCACAAACAUUAAGAAUAUUUACUGAUGGUUGCAAUGAUAUGGAAGCAUUAUGUUUCCAUCCGAAUUCAAAUUAUAUCGCGACAUCAUCAGCAGAUCGUAUUUUAAAAAUAUGGGAUUUAUUAGAAUCUAAAGAAGGACAACAAUUGAAACCCAUAAGACAAAUGUCUGGGCAUAAAUUAAAUGUUUGUAUAUUAAAAUUUUCAAAAGAUGGUAAAUAUUUAAUAUCAGCUGGAUACGAUCGACAAAUAAUGAUAUGGGAUUGUAGUAAUGGCUCUUUGGUUACAUGUUUGCUCGGUCAUUCGGAUGCUGUUUUUUCUAUGGAUCUAUCUCGUGAUGGUUCAAUUCUUUGUACCGGAAGUGUUGAUUUCUCCAUGAGAAUUUGGAAUUUCGGACAAUUAAUUAAAGAUAAAGACGAUGGAAAAUUAGAUACUGUUCAACGUAUUACACCAACAUCAAAAUAUGAACUUGUUACCUAUCGUACAAAACGAACAUCUACUACGUUAAUACAUUUUACUCGUCGUAAUUUAUUACUCGGUUUUGGUGUAUUCAUACCACCAAACGAAACAAUAACAACAACAACAACAGCAGCAGCAGCAGCAGCAGCAGCAGCAGCAACAACAACAACUAAAGCAAAAAAUUGA
Rotaria socialis is the source of this 2484-nucleotide messenger RNA. Lineage: Eukaryota; Metazoa; Rotifera; Eurotatoria; Philodinida; Philodinidae. The record is from the annotation of a GenBank genome assembly.